AUGUUGGGCUCAAGUUACGAGCCCCUCGAGCCAUCGGGGCCGCCCUUGUCUCCCUCCAUGGAACGCGCCUUCUCCGAGGCGUUCGCGGACGAAGUGGAGCUGGACGAUCUUUCGGACAUCGACGCCUCGACCAGCCUCCGCUUGGCCACGCCGCCCUCUCCAGUGUCAAACAGCCAGGUAGAAGUGAGUCCGAGCAGGAGCAACGUCGUCCCCAGUGCCAAGAACUCGGCUGAGGCGAAGCGUGCCAGGCGCUCGGAGAUUGAGAAGAAGUCGCGACUGAGAAGACUCGACAUUAUCAACCGCAUGCGAGACGAGUUGCAGCGGAAAUACUCAGAGUUGACGCUCGUGGCGCAAGAACUGGAGAAGGAUCAAGCGGCGAUUCGAAGGCUGUUGCAAGAGCACGAGUUCUAUCAGAGAUAUGCAAGAAAUAUGUCAUCUGAGGACGCGUUCGCGAUUUGGGACAGUGGAAUUCCUUCCAGUUUGUCCUUCGCCGCCAGGUUCCGUCACCUGUCGACGUCCGAGUGUUAUGAAUUCGCGCGGAAAACAUACGAGGAGAUUCGGAAGUUUACGGACUGUGAGAUUGUCGAGUCGACGAGGUCGAGCUUCAUGGGCUGGACGGACCAGCACAAGCACUACCGCAACACGGAGACGCUGCUGUUUGCCUUCACCAAGCAGUUUCCGUCUGAGAACGUGGAAGAGCUGUUCAACAAGACGUGGGAUAUGUUUCUGAGCGGAUCUCAGCUGGAGAAGAUGGUCUUUGACAGCCCGACGCGGACGCGGCUGCAAGUGCUGCAAGUGCUGAACGACGACCUGUUCAUUGUGCGGCGAGACUACCGACCGUCCAGGCUUCAACUUACGCUGACCUCGAUUCAAUUGAUGUUCCGACUGCAGACGCCGACGGGAUACACCUUCUGUCGGCGUACCAUUUCCUCGCCGGAGAUUGAAAAUUUGCUGGAACCCCACGAAUACUUGGUCGACACGUUCCAUUGGGUGCAUUUCAACCGGCUGUACGACCAAUACGACAAUCCUGCAGGAUGGGAGGUGGUUCAUGGCGGGUCGAUUGGCCAUCAUGAACGGCUGAGGUCCAACUACUGGCUGUUCGAGAUGGUUUGUAGCGUUUUGCGCUGGGAAAGUUCGAUGAUAUCGCCGCUGGUUCUGCUGCAAACGGAAGAGAAGUGGGAAGAUCACUAG
Phytophthora sojae is the source of this 1191-nucleotide messenger RNA. RefSeq lists its product as hypothetical. The transcript has 4 exons. NCBI's taxonomy places the organism in Eukaryota, Oomycota, Peronosporomycetes, Peronosporales, Peronosporaceae. Bases 1 to 1191 code for a protein of 396 amino acids. The record is from RefSeq and is a predicted model, not a curated record.